AAAAGCAGAAAACAAUUUUCAAUAUCUAAUCUUCUACUUCUAUUUUAUUUCAUAGAAAAGAAUAGAUUUUUGCGAUAUUCUAUUUUUAUUUCGUAAAAUUUCGUGUUUAUGUGCAAAUACGAAUUAGAUCCACGCCGUAUUAAUUAGUAUAACGAAGUUAUCCAAACUUAAAUUUUGUUAAAUAUUGUAAACGAAAUGUUUUUUAUCAAGAUAUUUUAGUGUAUUAAGCUAUAUUUUGCAGAACUAAAUAAUCAUAAUGUUUGCAAGUCUAAAAAGCAAAAUUAAAGAAGAGACUGGAAGUGACAUUAGCAAGUUGACUAGUAGUUGGAGGAGUGGAGCUUUCUUGGGAAGAUUGUCUUUACGGGAUGAUUCGUCCACAACAAGCCCUUCAAGUUCUGGUGGACAAGGUGACACAACAUCAGAUUCUAUAUCACCUCAACUACAAACAUAUCUAAAUGAUAGAACUGGAGGACAAGUAGACCAAGUAGCUCUUCAUCAGCAGUAUACCACACAACUUGAAGAGAAAUUAAAAGACAGAGAUCUGUUCUGGGAGCAUAAAAUUGAGGAAUUGAAACUGUCCCUUGCAUCAGUACAAGGUGAAGAAGCAUCGGCAGCUCAAAACGUGGCUCGAACAGCACAGGCGGAGGCAGCUAAGGCUAUGUUAGAAAGAGACCAAUCCCAGAGACAUCUUAAUGACCUUAAAGCAAGAUUGGCGGCAGCAGAAAAUGCACAGGAUCGCCUUGAUACACUUAAUGAAGAGUUAGAGGAAUCUCGGCGAGCAUGGACACGUGAACGCGCAGAACUCACAGCGGCGUUAAGCGCUGCAGACGCCCGAACGCGAGACCUCGUUGAUGAAUUACAAGUCCUGAGAGCCGCCUUACCCACAACGCAUCCUGAACACCACAUUCAUGAUGAUGAUAAAGAUAUGCAUUUAACGGGUUGUGGUGACUAUGAUCGCGUGUGUCGUGAGAAAGCGGUUUUAACCCGCCAGCUGCAGGAAGCCAAAAUGGUCCUUGCUGAUGUUAAAACCUCUUGGAGUGCACAGAUUGCGUCGCUUGAGACUCAGGUGGCGCGUCUGUCUCGCCAAGCGGGAGAAGAAGGCGCAGAAAGAAGAAGAGUAGAGAACGAGAAAAGAGAUAUUCAGGAAAAUCUUCUAGAAUUAUCAGCUGAUCUUGAGAAAGCAAGACAGAACUUGGCCAAUAGUGAGGCUAAGGUGGUGCGUUUGAACGGCGAGGUGCAUUCAUUGGCAAUGGAAGUGAAGACACUGCGCAAUGCAGCAAGCGGGGCUACCGAUAAAACAAUGGAAUUAGAGACUCAAAUACAAGAGUUAACAGCUGAAAACAAAGAAUUGUCUGAUAUGUUGGAAGACAGUAGAGAGAUGGUCACGAUGUUAAGAGAAAAACUUGAGGAGUCACGUAAAAUUUGUGAUGAGCAAAAAGAAGAGGUGAAUCACCUCAAUUCGGUGAUGACUGAUAUGCAACAUGACUAUAUUGAUAUACAACGGAAGUUUGAUAAGGAAAGGCGAGAGAAAGAUGAAGCUCUACUGCGAAAUGCUCAUAUAUCGCAAAGUGUUGAGAAGAGUCUGUGCAAUGUCCGAUUUCUGGAGUCAGAGACAACGGACUUGAAAUCAAAAAUUACAGAGCUAGAGGGAAUUAUAUCGCAGCAUAAAGAGAAUCAAGCAUCGUGUAUGCUAAUAAAGGAAAAUGAAGAGGCGAGAAAUAAAGAAAUAGAGGAACUUAGACAGCGAAUAAAAAUAUUCACUGAAACUGAGGACGCGUUUAAGAAAACAAUUCAAGACUUAGAAGCUGAAAUCUGUGAUAGAAAUAAGAAAAUAAAAACUUUAGAUAAUAGAAUAUCGGAUAUGAAGAAAAUCCUUCAGCGUGAAGUGCAAAGCAGCAAGUCGGAUCUCACCACGGCCGAAGAACAGGAUAUAAGUAGACGGUAUUUAAAACACGUAGUGCUACGAUUUUUGACUGCGCGUGAGUUAGAAGCUCGACAGUUGACGCGUGCUCUGUCAGUGCUGUUACGAUUAUCUGCACACGAAGAGGCUCUGUUGAGGGCGGCUUUGCCCGCCCGGUCUGGUAUCUCUGCCUGGUUUCCUGCCCUUACGCCGUGAAUUGUAUCGUUUCUGUUAUAUAGAAAUUGUUAUCAAAAGGAAUAUUUUUUUUUAAAUUUAUUUAUGGUCGGAAACUGAGAAAUUGGUUAUCAAUGUUUUACUGUAGAUGCUGUUCACUUUGUGCACCGAAUUCUUUUGGAAUUUAGUCAUUACAAGUCAGUUCUUUCGUUUAGUACCAAAUAUGGCCCCGGAGUACUGCUUAGUUAUUGAAAUUCCAGUCAAAACCUAUGUCAAAUUUUAAUGCUCGUUUUGUUAGCGAUAUUAAUGAACAGACUGAAACCAGAAUGAUUACUUUUGAAACCAUAAUUAAAAUUAAAUUUUGGUUUUAUUAUCUGUGUGUUCUUAUCUCGUGUAUAUUGUAGAUAUUUAAUUUAAAAAUAUUUUGAAAAUAUCCACAUUAGAUUAAAAUGAUAGUUUUUCAAUUUCAGAGUACAAAUUCCGUAACCCAUUCCGUUGAAAAUGAAUGUUAUUUGAUUGACUUAUGGUUUAUUUUAUAAUUUCAGUGUCAAUGAUGCAUAUGUUUAUAAAGUACGUAAUUUUGUACCGAAUA
Messenger RNA from Pieris rapae (cabbage white), 2666 nucleotides. It is a transcript of the gene Golgin97, whose product is annotated as spindle assembly abnormal protein 6 homolog. The transcript has 14 exons. Gene Ontology annotation, cellular component: Golgi apparatus. Lineage: Eukaryota; Metazoa; Arthropoda; Insecta; Lepidoptera; Pieridae. The record is from RefSeq and is a predicted model, not a curated record. The coding region runs from base 257 to 2116 and encodes 619 amino acids.